AAUGCGAUUUGGAGAAAUGAGAUAGCUAGCUAGCUAGCUAGCUCGAUCGUGAAGCUCCUUACCUUGCUGGCACGUCAUGCGAAAUUAACCUCUUAAUUAAGAGACUCCCAAUCAUAGGUAUGUGUGAGAUCAAACAGGAGAUUUAGAAAUGGAGAAAAUGAGGCUGCUUCAACCGAUUGAGGGCGGCAGGCCUCAAAAAUCGAGAAUUGGACCAUCAUGGAGAUCUAUAGUUCCCGUUACGGUCCUGGCAACUUUGCUGCUUGCCUGGAAGGGAAUUUGCCCGGCUCCGACUCCCAUCUUGACGUCAACCGAACUUUCGGAAGGUCUCCGACAAUGCGCCAGGAACCAGCAACGUCCUUUCGUAGACUACUCACUUGCGUCUGAUCGACUAAAGGCACGGGAUCUUGAAGCUCCCAUCAAAAUCUUUCAAAACGCUACACUUAUCGAUGGUGAUGGCCGCAUUCUUUCCGAAAUCGACGUUGAAGUUCAAGACGGGAUUAUCACCUAUGUCGGGGGCCGACGCGCCGAGACUAUAGCGGAUGCGACUAUCAUCAAUGUUGCUGGUCGUUUCCUGUCUCCUGGCCUAAUAGACAUGCACUCGCAUGUAGGCCUAAGACAGGAACCUCAAAUCUGGAUGAACGCGGAUGUGACGGAAAGCUCGCAGGUCAUAACGCCAUGGUCGAGAGCAAUUGAUGGAUUUAAACCCCAUGAUGAAGGCAUCAAGAUCGUAGCCAGUGGAGGUACAACAACAUCUUUAAUCUUAACUGGUGCGAGCAACUUGAUCUCAGGCGAGGGGAUGGUUGUCAAACACAAGCAAAGCAAUUCCGUCUGGGAAUUGGAAAUAGAUUCGACAAGUAAUGGAAAAAGCCCUAAACGUCAGCGAUAUCUGAAGAUGGCCUGCGGAGAGAAUAUUAAGCAAAAUUUCCAGAAUGCGCCUGCAGGCCCGAUAAGUCGACAGGGAGAAUCUGGCUACGUCCGCUUCGCCUACGAAGAGGCAAGAAACCUGCGCGAUCGUCAAGAUGCUUGGUGUGAACGUGCUUCCGCCGGUGGCGUCGGGCUGGAUAUCCCUUAUCCCACCUCCUUACACUGGCAGACGCUUGUAGAUGUCUUGAGAGGAGAUCUGAGUGUGCACUUGCACUGCUAUCAGACUCAAGAUGUCUUCGCUGAGUACGACCACGCCGAUGAAUUUGGUUUCAACAUUUCCGCCCUCCACCACAUCACCCAAGCCCAUGAAAUGCUUGACGAGAUCAAGAAGCGGGGCUCGAUGCUAGCCACAUUUUCCGACGAAGGCGGCUUUAAGAAUGAGAACUACCACAGCAGUUGGUACAUGCUUAAGAAGGCUGCCGAGGCCGGUAUUCCCAUUGCUCUCACAACAGACCAUCCCGCGAAGCACGGCCAAUUCUUUGCCCAGGAAGCCCAAAUUGGACACCAUUUCGGAUUGGAGGAAAAGCUAGCAAUCGCAUCGAUGAUGUCUGUACCAGCUAAGGCAUUAGGACUGGACAAUAGGAUUGGUUGGGUUCGUCCCGGCUAUGAUGCGGAUCUUGUGGUCUGGGAUUCCCACCCUCUAGCUCUGGGCUCGACACCUCUUCAAGUUAUUGCCGAUGGUGUAACGCUCGUCAAUGCCUCGGAAAAGCUUUGGGAAGAGAGCGUCACAAGGGAGCAAGUGUUUACUCCAUCUCCCCCAAGCCGUACCCAGAAGGCCAGCGACAAGAAAGUCUGCACCCCGGGACAGAAAGAUGUUGUGCUACGUGGCGUGAAGAAGAGCUAUCUCACUGGACUGAAAACGUCUACUUUUGACAACAUUACUGCGGUCGUGCGCGACGGCGUUCUUGAGUGUAUUGGAAGCUCGUCGUGUGAAACUGUUGCAGAGAAGGCCGUCGGACAGGGUGUCCCUGAAUUGUACUUGAAGGAUGGAUAUAUCCUGCCGGGUAUCGUUUCGGCGACUCGUUCGCAUGGAUUAAGCGAAUUGGUCGGAGAGGGCUCCACGAAAGAUGGAGAGCUAACGGGAUUCGACCUUAGCCGGGUGAUUACCGCUGCGGAUGGCCUUCAAUUCGGCGAUCGCCGUCUCGCUAUAACCCAUCGACGAGGUCUGACAACUCUGGUUACUGCUCCUGUGAGCAAUGGUUUCCUACACGGAAUCAGCACGGCAUUCCGCCCUGGGGCGGCGCAUGGGCUGGCUCCUGGAGCUGUGGUGAAGAGAGACGUCUCGCUAUUCCUCUCAAUCGGCCACGAAUCCAAGAACGCUCUCUUCCCGUCCAUAUCAUCGCAGAUUUACGAACUCCGGAAAAUACUUGAGAAUCCAAACCCACCACACCCAACAUACGCUCUUGCGGCUAACGGCACUUUACCAAUCACUGUGCGCACCGAUAACAAGGAUGUUAUCGCGAAGAUGAUUGCGCUUAAACAUGAAAUCCCGUCACUUAAUAUUAUUAUUCAUGGUGGUGGUGAGGCUCAUCUGCUUGCCCAUGAACUGGCCGCGGUGGAUAUUCCCGUGGUUUUGGCGCCAUUCCGAUGCAGUCGUCUUACAUGGGAAGUGCGGAACUGUCUUCCCGGUCCUCCUCUGAAUGAUGUAGCGGGGCCUGAUAUCCUGCUCGACGCAGGUGUAAAGUUGGGUGUCGGUAUUUGGGAUCAUCGAGAUCGGUGGGUAACUAACGCGCUAUGGGAGGCGGGUUGGCUUACACGGGGUCGUAUGGGUAUCUCGGCUGAGAAGAGGGGGGAGUUGGCUGUCGAUAUUGUUACGAAGAAUAUGCGGGAGAUCUAUGGACUGGAAGUACGCGAUGAGAAGGAAUUUGUGGUUUAUGAAGGCGACCCGCUUGAGUACGGCUCAAGCAUAGCUCUGAUCGUGGAAGAGGGGGAGAUUCAGAAGUGUUGGCCUGAUGUAGAAGAAAAGUACGUGUACUAGCGGACGCGUCUA
Molecule: messenger RNA, 2914 nt
Organism: Hypoxylon trugodes
Lineage: Eukaryota; Fungi; Ascomycota; Sordariomycetes; Xylariales; Hypoxylaceae
Exons: 5
Coding region: 149-2902 (917 amino acids)
Molecular function (GO): hydrolase activity, acting on carbon-nitrogen (but not peptide) bonds
Source: RefSeq, a predicted model, not a curated record